AUGUCAUUCAAAGUUAAUUGGAAUUCAUUAGAAACUGAAUCUUUAUCUACUUGGACAAAAGAUAUAUUAACAAAUGCUUUAAAUUCAGGUAAAUCUCCAAAUAUUUUAGCAUCAAAUAUUAUUAUAAAAGAUUUAAAUUUUGGUAAAACAGCACCAGAUUUUGAAAUUUUAGAAAUUGGAGAAUUAGAUAAAGAUAGAUUUAGAGGAAUAUUUAAAAUUAAUUAUUUUGGAGAUUUUCAUUUAACUUUACAUACAAAAGUUCAAGCAAAUCCUUUAAAUAUUUAUUAUUCAAAUUCAAUGUCUCAAGAAAUUAAUCAAGAUUAUGAAUUUAUAACUCCUCAAUUUGUUUUAUCAAAUGAACAAUUUGCUAUACCAUUAGAUUUAAAAUUAUCAGAUAUUAAAAUUAGUGGUAUUGGUACUAUAGUAUUUUCAAAAUCAAAAGGUUUAACAUUAGUUUUUAAAAAUGAUCCAUUAGAUAGUAUAAAAGUAAGUUCAACUUUUGAUACUGUUCAAGUUUUAGCAAAUUUUUUACAAAAACAAAUUGAAUCACAAAUUAGAGAUUUAUUUAGAGAAACUUUACCAACUUUAAUUCAUCAAUUAAGUUUAAAAUAUUUAAGUUUAGAUAAUAAUAUAAAUGAAUUAAAAAAUAAAUUUGCUUCAAAUGUUACUGUUGAUAUUAAUAAUAAUAACAGUAGUAAUAACAGUAAUAGCAGCAACAAUGGAAAUACAUCUACCUUAAAAUUAUUAGAAGGUGAAGAAGAUUUAUCUUUAAUUUAUUCAACAAAAAAUUUACAAAAAAAUUUACAAUAUUAUAAAUCAAGAGAAACAAUGAGUUUAAAUAUUCCAAAAUUUAAAUAUAUAAUACAAAGAACUCAUAUGGAUAAAUUUAAUAAAAAUUAUCCAAAUUUAUUAAAUUCAUUAUCUAUAAAUAAUUCAGAUUUACAAAAAUAUAUUACAGUUUCAAAUCCAACCACUAAUAAUAAUGGUAUUCCAAUAGAUAUAUUAACAAAUGAAUCAUAUAAAAAAACAGAUGGCUUAUUAAAAGAUAUUUCAACUAUUCAAGCUAAUAGUUAUUAUAAAUAUACUAAAGAUGCUCCAAUAAAACCAAAAAGAAGAGUAAUUAAAUUUAAUAAAAAGAAAUCUACAUCAGAAUCAUCAUCUGUUAAUAAUAGUACCAUAAGAGAAUCAAUGACUACACCAAUGACACCAUCAACAUCAAUAAGUUCAAAUUCAACAUUAAUAGAAUCAACAAAUACAUUUGAAACUCCAACAAAACAGCAAAUACCAAUUACUUCAUUAAAACAUCCAACACCAAGAAAAGCUUCAAAAUUAGAUGAACAAGAAUUUAGUAGUAAUGAACAUAACAUCAAUCAUCAACAACAAUUACAACAAGAACAUCAACAAAAUUCACAAUCAUCACGUAUAUAUCAAGAAUUUUUAAAACAAACUCAAUCACCAUGUCUUUUAAAUAAAACAACAACAACAGGAAAUAAUGGAUUAGGUUUAGGAAAUUCUGGUUAUUUUAAUUUUGUACCUCAAAGAACUUUAAGUACUUCACCUAUAAGAAAUAAUAAAUUAUCAUUAGUUGAUUAUAAUGAGAAAAAGGAUCAAUUUGAAGAAUUAAAUAAUAAAAAAUCAAUUAAUCAUAUUGAUAUAACUAAAAUUAACAAUAAAUUAAAAGAACAAUUAAAUUUAAAAGAUUCAAAUUCAUUAGUUGAUAAAAAAUUAGAUAAAAUUGGAGGAAAUGGAUUUAAUAACAACCAACAACAACAAAAACCAAAUUUAAUUCAUCAAGAUUCUUUAAAUAAUUAUUCUGGAUUAUUUACUGUUCCUCCUCCUCCUUAUUAUCAUUAA
Lodderomyces pseudojiufengensis is the source of this 1854-nucleotide messenger RNA. RefSeq names its product ERMES complex subunit (gene MDM34). The transcript has a single exon. The record is from RefSeq and is a predicted model, not a curated record. Gene Ontology annotation, molecular function: lipid binding. Gene Ontology annotation, biological process: mitochondrion organization; phospholipid transport. The coding region runs from base 1 to 1854 and encodes 617 amino acids. Lineage: Eukaryota; Fungi; Ascomycota; Pichiomycetes; Serinales; Debaryomycetaceae. Gene Ontology annotation, cellular component: ERMES complex.